UUUUUAUUCCUCGAUCUUCAACGCAAUGCUAUGUCGUCACCACUUCCUCCCCAGAUUCUCACUCUCUCUCCACCGUCAUCGCCACCGCCACCGCCACCUCCACAAUUUCCCCUUCAUCCUCCCUUCCGCCACCUCCAAAGAUAACCCUAACCCCAGCACCAUGUCACAUUCUUUCUCCUCGUCUUCUUCUUCUUCAAUUUCAGACGAAGAACAAGCUUUAAAAUACCACCAACAAACAAAACACAACUUCACAAAAUACGCAAAAGGCCCAGGUCGUCUAGAUUGGGCGAACCAACCAAACCCAUUUCGCAGGUACAUUGCUGCUCCCUUAGUCCAUCUCCAACAUUUCCCAAUUGAAGAACAACAUGAACUUUCAGGUGGUGCUCCUUUAUAUUCCUCUGUUUUUCUCUCUCUCCCCCCUCCAAAGCCCAUUUCAUUUUGUUCAAUUUCUCAAUUUUUCUACAAUUCUUUAGCUUUAUCUGCUUGGAAAACAGCUGGGUUUUCAACUUGGUCUCUUAGGGUGAACCCUAGCAGUGGUAAUUUACACCCUACUGAGGCUUAUCUCAUUGCUCCUGCAAUUGGGUCUUUGUCAAAUUCCGGGUUUGUUGCGCAUUAUGCACCUAAAGAGCAUGGUUUAGAGAUUAGAGCUGAAAUUCCAUCUGAGUUUUUUGAAGGUUUCCCUUAUGAUUGUUUUUUUGUCGGGUUUUCGUCAAUUUUUUGGAGGGAAGCUUGGAAGUAUGGAGAAAGGGCGUUUAGGUAUUGUAAUCAUGAUGUUGGGCAUGCUAUUGCUGCUGUUUCUAUGGCAGCUGCUGAGCUUGGUUGGGAUGUUAAGUUGCUUGAUGGGUUAGGGUUUGAUGAUUUGGAGAAGUUAUUGGGGGUUGAAUCUUUCCCUAAAUUGCCAAUACCUAGUCGCCCCACUAAGGGUGAGUUCCCUGAGAUUGAGUUUGAGCAUCCGGAUUGUAUUUUGGCAGUUUUUCCCCAUGUAGGAGAAGAGAGGUUUCAUGUGGAUUUCAAGGAUUUGAGCUCAAGGAUAUCGGAAAUUUCGAAGCUGGAUUGGAAGGGAAAGCCUAAUGUAUUAAGUAAAGAGCAUGUAGUUUGGGAUGUGAUCUAUAGGAUUUCAGAAGCGGUGAAGAAGCCCCUAUCUGAAGGGGAGAGAUUGAAGAUUGAUCCUUUUCAAUGCAGUGGUGUAGUAUGUAGUGAUACUGAUAGUUCUUACAAGGGGUUAACAGUUAGGGAGGUGGUUCGGAAGAGGAGGAGUGCGGUGGAUAUGGAUGGAACAACUGUUAUUCAUAGAGAUACAUUUUAUCAGAUUCUAUUGCAUUGUCUCCCCUCCGGAUCAAGGAACGGGGAGAAGCAAGGCAAACAGUUGGCAUUGCCAUUUAGGGCUCUCUCUUGGGAUAGUGAAGUGCAUGCUGCUAUAUUUGUUCACAGGGUGUCAGGUUUGCCUAAAGGUUUGUAUUUCUUGGUGAGAAAUGAAAGUCAUUUCGAUGAUCUAAAGAAGGCUAUGAAGUCGGGGUUUACAUGGAGGAGACCGGAGGGUUGCCCUGUCGAUCUUCCUCUUUAUGAACUUACUCCUGGUGAUUGUAAGGAGCUUUCGAAAAAACUAUCAUGCCAUCAGGAUAUUGCUGGUGAUGGCUGUUUCAGCCUUGGCAUGAUAUCACAUUUUAAGCCUACGUUGCAGACGAAGGGUGCAUGGAUGUAUCCUCGGCUUUUCUGGGAGACUGGUGUUCUAGGACAGGUGCUGUACUUAGAGGCUCAUGCCAUGGGCAUUUCUGCUACUGGAAUUGGCUGUUUUUUUGACGAUCCUGUGCAUGAGGUGCUUGGCCUUGAGGGGUCAGACUAUCAAAGUCUCUACCAUUUCACAGUUGGAGGUCCAGUCGAUGACAAACGAAUAUUGAGCUUACCUGCAUAUCCAGGCCCCGAGAUGGAUGCAUAGUUCAUAGCUCAUAGCUGCUUGAUCUAGUUGUACUAAAACAAAGACUGGUUUAGUUGUUUUACCUUCUUGUGACAGUUGUGGAUUGUAUAGAAAGAUUGAACAGAAAUAUUGUACAUACCCUCCCUUUGUAUCACUAAGUAAGGAGAAAAAUGUGAGAGAAUGCACGGUGUAUCCGGGAGCAUCUAAUAAGAACUGUGCACGUGUUUUUA
Messenger RNA from Spinacia oleracea (spinach), 2145 nucleotides. RefSeq lists its product as uncharacterized. The record is from RefSeq and is a predicted model, not a curated record. The transcript is spliced from 3 exons. NCBI's taxonomy places the organism in Eukaryota, Viridiplantae, Streptophyta, Magnoliopsida, Caryophyllales, Amaranthaceae. Bases 26 to 1936 code for a protein of 636 amino acids. Gene Ontology annotation, molecular function: oxidoreductase activity.